UAUGUCAAUGCAAAUUCCAAAAGACAUAGUCAGGCUUCAAUUUGAUUAUUAAAGUUUAAUUAGUAGAUAUUAAGGAUUAGAAUAAUUAUGCAAAAAGUAAGCAAAUGAAUUAGUCCAAUUAAAAAAGCUAAAUGAAAAUAUCAAAAGUAAUGCUGAAAAUUAAGAAUGUGGAAAAUGUAAAAAAUUGUAGCUACAAAUUGAUCAAUAAAAAUUAGAUAUCAAAGAAUAAAAGUUAGAAAUUGAUUAAUUAUAAAAUUCUUUGAAUUUAAAGAAAAUAUCAUUUGAUGAAUUUCGAGAAUAAGUAUAAAAUGAAAUGGAGAAUAGGAUUAAGUAAUUUGAAAAUUUAAAUUAAGUAACACUUGAACGUUUAGAUAGAGUUUAAAAAGAUAAUUCACUUUUUGAAAUUUUAUUAAGAGAAAGAGAUUUAAGGAUUGAAUAAUUGAACUAAGUUAUAUAUAAUUAAGAAUAACAAAUAUAAUAAGAAAGUCAAGAGGAUAAUACUUGGAAAAAGAAAUUUAUUAAAAUAAAUAAAGAUUAUCAUAAACUUUUAUCAGAAUAUAAUUCUGUAAAAGCUGAUUUAGAUGCAAUGUACGUAAGUUAAUGUAAAUGA
This is a messenger RNA of Paramecium pentaurelia, 610 nucleotides long. The record is from the annotation of a GenBank genome assembly. Lineage: Eukaryota; Ciliophora; Oligohymenophorea; Peniculida; Parameciidae.